Branchiostoma belcheri (Belcher's lancelet) is the source of this 1660-nucleotide messenger RNA. RefSeq lists its product as uncharacterized. The record is from RefSeq and is a predicted model, not a curated record. NCBI's taxonomy places the organism in Eukaryota, Metazoa, Chordata, Leptocardii, Amphioxiformes, Branchiostomatidae. The transcript has 6 exons. The coding region runs from base 256 to 1473 and encodes 405 amino acids.
ACGACUAUACGCAGCCAAACGAUCGGUUCGGUUUUUCCGCCGCCCGGACCGGACCUCUUUUUCCACAAACCUUGGUAUCUUGCGUGGAGCGAUCGUGCACGAUCUGGAGUGCAGUAGAGUGAUCUAGACACUGGGCAGGCGUGUUUUCCGGCUGCCGUCCAUUUACUUCACAUCGUGCUAGUCUUCCCCUGUAACAGCACACCAGUGUACGAUAGACAGGCAGCGGCGUUCUCAGUGUGGUCACAGAGACGUGAUAUGGUGUUGUCAUCCGCCCCCCUCCCACCCCAGCACAUGAUGAUGGCAGAACCAUCAGAAUCGAAGGUUAUGGCAGACCCCCAGCCUCAGGCACCACAGGUACCGGUUGGGCCAGCACAGAGUCUGUUUGGACAGAACCAACAGGAACCAAGGCUGGGGGGUGUCCAGAACACGGUCAGGAGAGCUCGUCAACAAGGCAUGCAGUUCAGAUUCCCAGAGGCAGGGGGUGUGCAGGGUAGUGUGCAAUACAGACCUCAGUAUCAUCAACGAUCUUCUUGCCAACCUGGCAGUUGGAAUACAGUGACAACAUCUGAUCCUCAAGAACCUUUGAUGAGAAUACCUGGAGACCAGAACUUACAUGGGAACAGUUCUCCAUGGCAGGCCAGCUGGAAUCCACCACAGUCUAGAAUUCCUCCCAGUGGGAAAAGUGUCUGGAGUGUCCCUACUAGAAGUCAGGAGAGUAGACGAUCGCCCCACACUGCGGUGUUGAGGGCAGCCACAACUCGAGGUGGAGAGUACUCAGGAACAUUUGGAACACUUCCUGCACAUCAGCACAGACAGUACUGGGGUCCUACUGCUGACAGGAGAGUUCCUAGUGCUGGAAGUGGGGCGUCCUCCCGACACAGGAGGAGGAAGAGACCAAGUUCGGAGGAUGAGGGACCCUCCUCUAAGAUGUUCCUGAGUGAGGAGAAGAUGGCGGCUCAUCUCAACAAGCUGUCCAUCAGUAAUGACCACAACUACGUCGGCAUGACAACCAGACUGCCAGGCUCCUCCCGCCUGUCUCCAGCCCAGGAUAAGAACAGGGUGAUUAUCGAGGAUCUGAGUGACGACAGCAGCGAUGAGUGGACCAGCUCCUCAGAUAGUGAGGUCGGCUCCACCAUUCAGAUCAGCCCGGAACUGCAGGAGGGGAUGAAGCAGGUUGCAGGAGAGAGGCUGCUGCCAGAAGGCCUGUUUGAACGGCUAAACCGACCAUGCAUGGAUGUUGUGCUCUGGAAGCCACCGGGGGAUUUUGUACAAAGUGUCAUCAACAGUUCCACUGCACCAAAGGAACAGAUCACCCCAACAGUCAUCCAAUCAGAACCCCUGUUACUUACUCAGGACAACUCUUCUGUCAUCUGUAACCAUGGUGACAGAGAGAUGAUUGACACAGAAGUCAUGGAUCAUGUGACCCAGCCUGCUGUCAUGUUUGAUUCUGUAGAUGAUGAUAUGGAGCUGUAGUACUUUAAUGAAGACAUAUAUGUAUAUUGAGGAAAGGUGUCAUCAUAGAAGUCCAUCCAUGUCGCUAGGUUAUAAAUAUGGAAUACGGUGUGUUCCGUAUCGCCCAAGGUAUCGGCCCGACUCGCGGGAGGGCUGGGACCGAGGGUGAUGUGGAAUACACCGUGUUGUAUUUUAUUUAUGUCAUACC